Egretta garzetta (little egret) is the source of this 2386-nucleotide messenger RNA. It is a transcript of the gene IL13RA1, whose product is annotated as interleukin 13 receptor subunit alpha 1. NCBI's taxonomy places the organism in Eukaryota, Metazoa, Chordata, Aves, Pelecaniformes, Ardeidae. Gene Ontology annotation, cellular component: external side of plasma membrane; membrane. Bases 206 to 1183 code for a protein of 325 amino acids. Gene Ontology annotation, biological process: cytokine-mediated signaling pathway. Gene Ontology annotation, molecular function: cytokine receptor activity; protein binding. The transcript is spliced from 9 exons. The record is from RefSeq and is a predicted model, not a curated record.
AAAAGUCCUUCCACCUCCAUCCAACCUGGACUACUCAUUUAUCCAAAUCUGCACCCUGAACUGGACGUGGAACCCCCCAGAGAAUGUCAGCAGUAGCUGCGACCUGGAGUAUUCCAGCGACAUCGUGAUUGAUAAGGUCCUUCAGGACAAGAGGGAAUGGACUAAGAGUCGCUUCCGUGUGACAGAUACAUUCUUGAAUGAGGAAAUGCGUUUCAAAGUGAGAAGUGAAUGCAAGCGUGAUAACGCUAGCGAGCCCAGCCGAUGGGUGGAGACCUCUCUUCUGCCAAAAGGUAUUCCAGGUACUGCUGCUGUUAACUUGAGCUGCAUCUGGCACAAUUUGGAGUACAUGGUUUGUAUGUGGCAUCCUGGGAAGAACGCAAGCAGUGAUACCAAUUACACGUUGUUUUACUGGUUUGAUGGUUUGAAAAACCGUAAGAAGUGCAGCAACUAUUCUAUGUACAACGGAACCUUUCAAUGCACUUUCAAUCUUAGCUUCCCAAAUGUCACCCGUACUUACCCAGCUAUAAGUAUUUUGAUUAGAGAUGAUUCUGAAGAAAUUAGGCCUGUGUGUGCAACUAAAAAUCCUACUACCCUUGUAAAACCUGCUACACCAAGACAAGUUACACUGUCAAAGAUUAAUGAUGAAAUAUAUGUAGAAUGGAGUGAAUCAGACACCUUUCCAGAAAAUUGUUUAUUUUACGAAGUUGAAUAUCACAACAGUGAUUUGAACAUCUCUCAGAUAAUUAAAGUUGAACACAAUUAUACAUCAAUUCCUAGUGUUGAUCCUAAUAGCAAGUACCUCUUCAAAGUGAGAGCAAAACCAAAGCCUGAGUGUUACAGCAGCAAGUUCUGUAGUGACUGGAGUGAAGAAAAGAGUAUUGGUGAGAAGACGGACUCUAUGUUCUAUUUUGUUUUAAUAAUCACCAUUCCAUUAGUAGUAGCAGUAUGUACGAUAAUUCUACUGGUUUAUCUAAAAAGGCUGAAGAUACUAAUUCUUCCACCAGUUCCGGACCCUAGAGAAAUUCUGAAGCGCAUGUUUGGAGAGCAGAAUGAGGAUUCCCAGAGCUGUGCAAAGGAUGAUUCUAUGAAUGCUUAUGACAGGUUAAUUAAGGAAGAGGAAAUUCAUUCUUUAAUUCUAACAGAAGCUCCAGAGUACACUAAUUCUGAAAAAGAAGGCCGAUAAACUCUGCUUUACCAGUGAAAGAUGACGAAACUUUCGUUCCUGCUCCUGUACCUCAGGUGACAAAGUAAAUGUGAAGAGGCCUGCAAGACAUUCACCAGCUUUCACCUUACAGAGUCCUUUCUGAGCUUUACUUCUCUGAUGCUCAGAAGAUACAUCACUAGCAGUGGCCCUUCCUCCAUCUCUGCUAGAAAUACUCAUCUUGGAUCAUUUGAGAUGAGCGUGUACAUAACCUUCAUCUGACUGCAUUGCAGCAUCUCUCGUUCUGGCUCCAGCCAGCUCUGCCCUAUUACGUGUUACUUGCACUUGUGUUUGUGCCUUACGUUAGACCAUAAAUGAGUGUUUUGGAACAAACACUGUGACUUCUCUGAAGUAUUUGGCUCGAUUUUGCAGCAGGUGAGAUGAGGCUCGUUUACAGUAGAGGGCUCAUCAGCACUACUACCUGGAGCUGCUGCCAGAGCAUGGACCGUUGGUGGAUGGCCUGUUUCAUGAGCUCCGGGGCAGGGCACUUCCCAGAGGGCAUUUAUGGACUGACCUUCUUACGCUUCUGGUUGAUGUGUGUCAGCUGUGGCCUGGUCAAACCCCAUAAAAGAGGGUUGUUUUUUCUUUAAAAAUGUGUAUGAAAAGCCUCUCUGCUUUCCAGCUGAUAUUCAGACUAUUCAUAGGAAAGGCUUAGUUUUUUAUCCUUUCAAGCGCCUAUCUUCAGAUUACCUUCAUGGACUUCUUGACUUUUGUUUAAAAUGAUAAAUAGAAUUUUUUACCUGUGUUGUGCAGUGGCAGAUAACCAUACUGAGUCUCACCAGACUGUGAUUCUACUUUGGCCAUAUUGGCCUGAAAACACCCAAUUUUGUUGGAAGCAAAGUCAUCCUGAGUCUGUUGAGCAAAAUUACCAGGAUGGAUGCACGAGUUGAAGGAGCUGUAGUCAAAUUGAUUUGUAAAUGCUAAACCACUGAAACAGAAUUAACUAAAAGACUUUGAGACCCAUCCUCACUGCUGAGCUGAUGGAUUUAUGGGAAGAGGGGAUGACAACCUUGGCCCGCUUUCUAAGGGAUAAGCUUUAUUCUUUCUAUAGUGAUGAGGCUGUGAUUUGAGCUUCCCCUCUAGGAGCUUAGCAAUUUAAAACAAGGUGCUGAUUUGACUUUUUAAAACAAUUUUCUUCUAUAUUUUACUGCAGCAGCUUGAUGACCUCUUUUUCUUUUUUGGUAA